CGGGCCUUGACUUUGACACAUGAGAUCUAAUGGUUUCAUCUUCUGAGCUCCUAUCUUUAUGGUAGUUUAUUGAGAGGAUGGAGGACAAUAAAUGUCUGAUUUCUGUUGAUUCUUUCACUUUGGGGUGCAGGAGCCUUGCUCAAAGGCAAUCAAAGUCCUGGAUUGUCCUAGCCGUCCUCCGUAGUCUUUGGCCCCGCGAGCUGCGCUGAAUCUGACGCGUUUUCGCAUUUCCUGCGCAGCGCUGCCACAGCCGCGCGGUGGGGGAGUGGGGGCGGCAGCAGGAGCGGGGUUUGUGUGUCCGCGGGAAGUUCCACGCAGCAGCAGCAGCAGUGGAUGAGAGCAGGCCCCGCUGCGGGACUGUUUACCUCCCCGCCCCUGCUGCGGCACACGCCAGCCGCCGUCUGCUCGCAGCGGUCCGAGCUCGAACAUCUCUGAGGAGCCGCUGCUGCCGGCAGGUAUCCGGACCCCCCCACGGACCCCCCGCGUCAGAAAACAAUGUUUUGACUUGAUUUCGGUACCCUUGAAGCAGUUCAUGUUUCUUCCGCGCACUUUUAAGGAAGGCUCCCCGGGCUGACGGGGAAUUUCCAACACGUUCGUCUCUGAAAAAACACACAAGAGUUCGCGUCGGAACCGAACCACCAGUUGAACGGAACCUUCCGCGGCGAAAACGAGUGCCGGCGCCAUGGUGGUCUUCAACGGACAGCUGAGGAUCAGGAUCUGCGAGGCUCUGGACCUGAAGCCCACCGCCUGGUCGCUGCGCCACGCCGUCGGCCCGAAGACCCAGACCUUCCUGCUGGACACCUACAUCGCCCUGAACGUGGACGACUCCCGCGUGGGGCAGACCUCGACCAGGCAGAAGACCAACAGCCCCACGUGGAACGACGAGUUCACCACGGAGGUGCACGACGGCCGGAGGAUAGAGCUGUCAGUCUUCCACGACGCGCCCAUCGGCUACGACGACUUCGUGGCCAACUGCAUCAUCCAGUUUGAGGACAUCCUGCACAACGGCAAGCACCUGGAGGAGUGGGUUGAUCUGGAGCCGGAGGGGAAAGUCUAUGUUGUUAUUGACCUAAUAGGAUCUUCCAGUGAAGCUGCGGUCGCGUCUGAAAAUGAAGAGAGAGUUUUCCGGCAGCGGAUGCGUCCCAGGAAGCGGCAGGGCGCCGUCCGCCGUAGGGUUCACCAGGUCAACGGGCACAAGUUCAUGGCCACCUACCUGAGACAGCCCACCUACUGCUCCCACUGCAGGGACUUUAUCUGGGGCGUUUUGGGGAAGCAGGGCUACCAGUGUCAAGUGUGCACCUGUGUGGUCCAUAAGCGUUGUCAUGAGCUCAUCAUCACCAAGUGUGCGGGCAUGAAGAAGCAGGACAACACAGUGGGAGAGCCAGUCGGGUCUCAGAGGUUCAGUGUCAACGUCCCUCAUAAGUUCAGCAUCCACAACUUCAAAGUCCUGACCUUCUGUGACCACUGUGGGUCUCUGCUGUGGGGGCUGCUGCGCCAGGGGCUCCAGUGUAAAGUGUGUAAAGUAAACGUACACCGGCGCUGUGAGAGCAACGUGGCGCCGAACUGCGGCGUGGAUGCCAGAGGAAUCGCUAAGGUCCUGUCAGACCUCGGGGUCACCCCGGACAAGAUCUCCAACAGCGCCCAGAGACGGAAAAAGCUUCCACAGAUUCAGGAUUCCCAGCAGUCUUUAUCGGAAGCGCAGACAGAAGAUGAUCGCUCAAAGUCCGCCCCCGCAUCCCCAUGUGACCAAGACGUGAAGGAGCUGGAGAACAUUCGAAAAGCUCUGUCCUUCGACCAGCGCGGUGAUGAGCUGACCACGCUUUCCUCCUCCUCCUCCAUCGCCACGGUAACCUGUGACACCCUCGAAGGAGAAGGUGAAGGCAACAGCGUGAGCGGGGACGCCGAGGAAACCCAGGAGAACGGAGACGUCAAAGCUGCUCCAGAGACGAAGCGGAUGAACCUGCACGACUUCGUGUUCAUCAAAGUUCUGGGGAAGGGCAGCUUUGGGAAGGUGAUGCUGGCGGAGCUGAAAGGCACAGACGAAGUUUACGCCGUCAAAGUCCUGAAGAAAGACGUGAUCCUGCAGGACGACGACGUGGACUGCACCAUGACGGAGAAGAGGAUUCUGGCGCUGGCCAGGAAACACCCCUACCUGACGCAGCUGUUCUGCUGCUUCCAGACUAAAGACCGUUUAUUCUUUGUGAUGGAGUACGUAAAUGGCGGCGACCUGAUGUUCCAGAUCCAGCGGUCGCGGAAGUUUGACGAAGCUCGAUCUCGUUUCUACGCCGCCGAGGUCACCUCUGCGCUGAUGUUCUUGCACCGCCAUGGAGUUGUUUACAGAGACCUGAAGCUGGACAACAUCUUGUUGGAUGCAGAAGGACACUGCAAGCUGGCUGACUUUGGGAUGUGCAAAGAGGGAAUCCUCAACGGAGUUACCACCACCACCUUCUGCGGGACGCCCGAUUACAUCGCUCCAGAGAUCCUCCAGGAGCUGGAUUACGGCCCGUCGGUUGACUGGUGGGCUCUGGGGGUGCUGAUGUACGAAAUGAUGGCCGGGCAGCCUCCGUUUGAAGCCGAUAAUGAAGACGACCUGUUCGAGUCCAUCCUCCAUGAUGACGUGUUGUAUCCAGUGUGGCUCAGCAAGGAGGCCGUGUCCAUCCUGAGAGCGUUCAUGACAAAAAGUCCCAGCAAGCGUUUGGGCUGCGUGGCGGCUCAGGGCCUGGAGGAGGCCAUCAAAGCUCACCCGUUCUUCAGAGAGAUCGACUGGACGCUGCUGGAGGAGAGGAAGGUCAAACCGCCUUUCAAGCCUCGCAUUAAAACCAAAAGGGACGUCAAUAACUUUGACCAGGACUUCACGCGCGAGGAGCCGGUUCUGACGCCUGUGGACGACACCAUCGUCAAGCAGAUCAACCAAGAUGAGUUCAAAGGAUUCUCCUACUUUGGGGAUGAGGCUUAAACGCGGAGAAGGUCUCAGCGUUUGAAGGAAACCCAGCUUCCUCCUCAGUGUUAGUCUCCAGGAGUCCUAUUAGUAACUCCCACGGAUCCGUGCUCGUGUCGCUUGUCCAUCCGUACGUGUAUGCUGAAACCGUAGCAUGAAAGUGCAGGCUGGCUGUGGCGGACAGAACCAGACGCACGGACCGGGCUGUGGGGCGGUUCGAGUGUGCAUGUGCUGCUUUAUACCUCAAAAGAAAACGUCAUUUCUUCACCAGAACAUGCUGUAUCCUUUCUGUGCUCCAAAAAUGUUCCCUAAAACCUGUAUGUGGAAAACAACAAAACAUGAUUGUAUUUAGACAUUUUUGCUUGAUUCGGUGUGGAAGAACAUGGAGAGGAACCAGAAUUGGUUAGGUGGAAGCACCACAUCAGAGGAGCUUUAAUUUAGCUUUUUAAAGUUAUUAUUAUAGAGAAAAAGCUGCACGCUGUGUCUUCAUUUUAUCAUGUGAAAAUACUGAUGUUAAGCUUGUUCAUCCUGAUCCACACAGUACUUUUAACCACAAACUAGCAGACCUAGAGUAGCUGAACACUGGGAGGGUCUGUUGUUAGCAGUGUUACUGUUUUCAGUUUAACGUCAGACUCGACACCAACAGGUAACGUCCUGAAGGCUGAACUCCUGAAAUUGUUCAAGCGGCCUGAAUGACGAAGCAGGAGAGGAAGAUGCUGCAAAUUCAGACUCGGUCGACACUCGCUCAGCUUCUGCACUAGGAAUUUCAGGUCAGCAGUUUGACCCACUUUCCUCGUGUUGUCCUCAACUCAAACAAAACCGAUUCUGUUCUGUUUUUGACAUGUUGUUCUUAGCGUUUGUCUGAUGAUGGAGGAAUCAAACUGUGUUUGCUAUGUAAAAAAACACAGUGGGCGGAGCCUCAAGAUAACUAGCUCCGCCCCAUUCGGAUGCAUCCACCUGUCUACGACUAAAACCAUGCACGUCUUUGUUUUCCUCGUCUGAUCUAGAUAGACCUGGAGAGCUCUGAUAUUUCUCAACGUUUUUGUUGCACCGCUAACGUUAGCUUGGAGUUGUGAGGGGCUGUAAGCUAGCAGGAGGGAGUGCAAACAAAGGAAUGAUGGGAUAUCAGCAGAGGGUUACUUAACCGGCAGAAAAUACAUCUUUAAAAACUGCACAGGCUCUUGGAUUUUGGCUAAUUUAGAUCAUAACUAAAUGGGGAUGUGAGCUAGUGGAAGAGCGUGUGAAUAGAUGGAUGAUGGGAAAUAGGGGCAGGCUUACUCCGCACCAAUGGUCCCGCCCACAAUUAAGAAGCAAAUUUCUAAUGAACUCCUGCUGCUCUGCAGAAAGUGUCUUAAAAAAACGACAGUGUUUUGGAUAUGGCUAACAAUGUUAUACGUCUUAAAAAAUGACAGUUUUUUUUUUUGUUUUAUUUUCGCUAAAAUUGUUAUAAUCAUAAUGAAAUAUGGGGCUGUAAGCUAGUGGGAGAGCGUGUGAAUUGAUGGUUAACGGGCAUUGUACUCCGCAC
Messenger RNA from Oryzias melastigma (Indian medaka), 4463 nucleotides. Its product is annotated as protein kinase C epsilon type. Bases 683 to 2956 code for a protein of 757 amino acids. The record is from RefSeq and is a predicted model, not a curated record. Gene Ontology annotation, molecular function: ATP binding; diacylglycerol-dependent serine/threonine kinase activity. NCBI's taxonomy places the organism in Eukaryota, Metazoa, Chordata, Actinopteri, Beloniformes, Adrianichthyidae. Gene Ontology annotation, biological process: protein phosphorylation. The transcript is spliced from 15 exons.